AUGGCGCUGUGCAAGAUUCCCAUCUCAAGCAACUUCUUCGAACAACGAUCGAACAUCUUCGAGUUGGGUACUGGCUUCAGCAGCAUUCCCUGGGUCGCGUCCUCGGUGCAACAUGAGGAAGCCGUUCCCUACGAGCGCUCUGAGAUCCUCCUGAAGUCUCUGAAGAGCUGUUCGGGUGAAGAGUCCUGCAGGAUGGAGGGAGUGAGGAAGAGCCUGGGAAUUCUGGGAUUCCUGUGCCUGUGGAUUACGGCUCAGGCUCAGAUGAAGAUCCCCCCGGAGACGGUGCAGCAGUGGGCGUCGGUGUUUUCCGUUCAGCUGCGAGAAUUAACCAUUAAAUACUCCGGCUCCCAGCUGCUGCAGAAGAAACUGAAGGAUGUGGAGCCCAUCAUUAAGAUGGUGGAUCUGAACGGGAACAACCUGGUGAAGGAUUACUCCGACGAGAUCGAGCGCUUGUUGGGAAAGAAGAUGAAGUCUGUGAGGAGGUUAGCGGAGUCUGCAGAGGACGCUGACCUGUACCACGAGUUCAACGCCACAUUACAGUUUGAUUACUACAAUUCGAUGCUAAUAAACUCAGGGGACGAGGACGGAAACAGUCCAGAUAUGGGCGCUGAGUUUCCUCUGGAGGAAAGCGAGCACUUCAACAACCUGCGUGUCAACAUGUUGCUGAGCGACAUCCAGGUUCCAACCAACGUCUUCAACAAAGAUCCGAACAUCCUGAAUUCGAUCUAUAACUCGGAGGCGCUGAACGAUGUUUUUAUCGGAAACUUCCAGAAAGAUCCCACGCUCACCUGGCAGUUCUUCGGCAGCUCCACCGGGUUCUUCCGGAUCUUUCCCGGUAUUAAAUGGACUCCAGACUCUAACGGUGUUGCAGCUUUCGACUGCAGGAACAGAAACUGGUACAUCCAGGCCGCCACCUCCCCCAAAGACAUCAUCAUCAUGGUGGACAUCAGCGGCAGCAUGAAGGGUCUGAAGAUGACCAUCGCAAAACACACCAUCAACACAAUCCUGGACACACUGGGGGAGAACGACUUCGUCAACGUGAUCGCUUACACAGAUUACAUUCGUUACGUGGAGCCGUGCUUCAAAGGAACCCUGGUGCAGGCUGACCUGGACAACAGAGAGCACUUCAAGCAGCUGGUGGACGAGCUGCACGUUAAAGGAGAGGCGAAGAUCAACAAAGCCAUGAAGGAGUCCUUCAAGAUCCUCAACGAGGCCAGGAUGAACGGGCGGGGCUCCAUGUGUAACCAGGCCAUCAUGCUGAUCACUGACGGAGCCAUGGAGGACUUCGAGGCCGUCUUCGAGGAGUUCAACUGGCCGGAGCGCAGGGUGCGAGUGUUCACCUACCUGAUCGGCAGAGAGAUGACCUUCGCUCAGAACACAAAGUGGAUCGCCUGCAACAACAAAGGUUACUACACACACAUCUCCACGCUGGCGGACGUGCAGGAGAACGUGAUGGAGUAUCUGCACGUCCUCAGCCGACCAAUGGUCAUCAACCACGACCAUGACAUCAUCUGGACCGAGGCCUACAUGGACUCUGUGCUUCCCAACACCAUGGAGCUGUUCACCACUAAAGCUCAGAGUCUGCUGAUGAUGACGUCUGUGGCCAUGCCCGUCUUCAGCAAGAAGAAGGAAACGCUGUCUCACGGCAUCCUGCUGGGCGUGGUCGGCACAGACAUCCCUCUGAUGGAGGUGAUGAAGCUCGCCCCCAGAUACAUGCUGGGUCCUCACGGCUACGCCUUCCUCAUCACCAACAACGGCUACAUCCUGGCUCACCCUGACCUCCGACCUCUGUAUAAAGACGGGAAGAAGCUGAAGCCGAAGCCCAACUACAACAGUGUGGACAUGUCCGAGGUGGAGUGGGAGGACACAGAGGAGACGCUGAGGACGGCCAUGGUGAGAGGAGAGACGGGCAGCAUGAGGCUGAGCGUCAGAGCCUCCGUGGACAAAGGGAAACGUCCUCUGUACCUCGUCAACGAUUACUUCUACACAAACAUCGAUGAAACUCCUUUCAGUUUCUCCAUGGUGCUGACGAGAGGUAACGGGAAGCUGAUGUAUUUUGGAAAUGUGUCUGUGGAGGAAGGACUGCACGACCUGACUUCCCCCGACCUCAGCAUCGCCUCCGAGUGGAUGUACUGUGUGACGGACAUCGACCCGAGCUACAUGAAGUUCUCUCAGCUUCAGGCCGCCAUCCGGUACCUUCUGGGGCUGGAGCCGGAUAUGGAGUGUGACGAGGUGUUGCUGCAGCACGUUCUGUUCGACGCGGUGGUGACGGCGCCGAUGGAGGCGUACUGGAACGCUCUGAUGCUCAACGACAAGGUGGAGCCGGGCGUGGAGACGGCGUUCCUCGGGACUCGCUCCGGCCUUUUGAGGCUCACAAGAUACGCCGGAGUGGAGAGCAGGGUGGCAAAGAAGUUUCUGACGGCAGCGGAUAAAGCCAACCUGUUCACCAUGGAUCACUUCCCGCUGUGGUACCGGCUCGCCGUGGAAAACACUCCCGGAAGCUUCUACUAUUACCCAGUCAACGACAAAGGAGUGAAGUACGUGAUCGCGGUGACGUCAGCGACCGUUUCCUCUGAAGGGAAGACGGCCAUAGCUGGAGCAAUUGGGAUCCAGAUGUCCUUGGAUAUGCUGGAGAAGAGGCUGUGGGCCAUCGCCAAGCAGCCCAGCGACACAGAUUGUUCCACCAUCGAAGGAGUUUGUCCUCUGAGCUGUGAGAGCCUCGAUCUGAACUGUUUCCUGGUCGAUAACAAUGGCUUCGUCCUGCUGUCCAAAGAGAGAAACGAUGUGGGUCGGUUCUUCGGGGAGGUGGACGGGUCCACGAUGGCGUCGCUGAUCAAGAUGGGGAUGUUCAAAAAAGUGUCGUUGUUUGACUACCAGGCGAUGUGUAAGGUCGCCCAUCACCACGGCAACAGUGCCCGGCCUCUGCUCAGCCCGUUUUACGCUGUCGCUGCGAUCCUCCGCUGGAUCCUCUCCAACGCUCUCAUGUUCCUGCUGGAGUUUAACUUCUGCGGCCUCUGGCAUUCUGACUACUUUGUGGACGCCAAGGCCGGCUAUCAUACCAGUCACAAGACGAAGAAGGUGGACGCGCUGCAGCCCUGCGACACGGCGUACCCCGGCUACAUGUACGACUCGUCGGUCAGAGAGGCAAACAGCCUGAUCAAGUGUGGACGCUGCCAGAAGAUGUUCGUGGUGCAGCAGAUCCCUGACAGUAAUCUGAUUCUGGUCGUGGCUCAGGCGGACUGCGACUGCUCCCGUCAGUACGGACCCAUCCCGCUGGAGCCCAAAGAGAUCAAAUAUAACGCCACAGUGAAGUGCAACAGGAUGAAGUCCCAGAAGGUGAGGAGGAGACCGGAGUCCUGCCACGCGUACCACCCCAAGGAAAAUGCUAAGGAGUGCGGCGGCGUGGCGGCCAUCUUCCCAUCUCUCUGCAUCCUGUCGUCUUCUCUGCUCGCCUCAACGCUGCUCCGCCAUUGGACGUAAACGGACCAAUCAGGAAGCAGGAUAACCAAACGUCCAGCAGGUAGCCGGAGGAACAUUUUCACUUUCCUCCAGAGACAACAGGACUCACAGCGGAGGAUUUAAAGGGCUAUUCCUCUUCUUUUUAUUAAGACUUUUCCUGGACUAUUAACUAAAGAGGAACAAGGAGGCGUCACUCUGAUGGAAAUCUGAUAGACGGACAUGCAGCUCGUGUUGCUUUACACUCA
Trematomus bernacchii (emerald rockcod) is the source of this 3704-nucleotide messenger RNA. Its product is annotated as voltage-dependent calcium channel subunit alpha-2/delta-4-like. The record is from RefSeq and is a predicted model, not a curated record. Lineage: Eukaryota; Metazoa; Chordata; Actinopteri; Perciformes; Nototheniidae. Gene Ontology annotation, molecular function: voltage-gated calcium channel activity. Gene Ontology annotation, cellular component: voltage-gated calcium channel complex.